Molecule: messenger RNA, 4323 nt
Organism: Homarus americanus (American lobster)
Lineage: Eukaryota; Metazoa; Arthropoda; Malacostraca; Decapoda; Nephropidae
Gene: Shark
Product: tyrosine-protein kinase Shark-like
Exons: 17
Coding region: 485-2932 (815 amino acids)
Biological process (GO): protein phosphorylation; innate immune response; cell differentiation
Cellular component (GO): extrinsic component of cytoplasmic side of plasma membrane
Molecular function (GO): non-membrane spanning protein tyrosine kinase activity; signaling receptor binding; ATP binding
Source: RefSeq, a predicted model, not a curated record
UAAGUCAGCAUAUCUAAGUGCCAGAUGGGUAAUGUGUUAAGAUGACCUUAUAUUUACACUAAAGUCAUUAUAUAAGGUUGUGUUGUGAGUACGUGUUAUAUGAAUCGUUGUGCCACCUAGAACUUUUCAUCUUGGAUGGAUGCCUGUUUAUCCAAUCAUUAAGAGAACACCCCACGAGGGGUCAUAGCUUAAGGUUGAAGAAGCCAGAAGUUGAGAAAACUGUAAGGGCAAACCUUUUUGGCGUGUGUUAGUUGUGAACUCUUGACAAAAUCUGUCAAGUGUUGUGAUGACACCGAGUUUGAUCUCAUUCAAGACCAGACUUGACCAACCCUGGUGCAGGUACAGAUACAUUAUGGAACCAGUGUAUACAUGCCCAAUACAGUACUUGCCAACAGAGACGUGACCAAAUCACCCAAGUGGCUGACAAGUGACCAAGAGAAUAAAUUCAAUACCUAGUCUGUUAUGGAAAUAUGAUAAAACAACAAUGGCUUCCUCUGCUUCUCGUUCUGAAGUGGAUGAAGAAAGAUGUUACUUUGGAAAAAUCACAAGUGAUGAAGCAAAGGAAAUCUUAUUAAAAGACGGAGGAGAAGAAGGAACAUUCCUCAUACGGAAAAGCUGCUCGUCUAGAGGAAACUAUGUCUUGUCAUUCAUCACUGAAGGUCAUCCAAUACAUAUUCUGAUUCAAAAAUACAAAGAAGAUGCAUUUUUUUCUCUUGUGGUUGCAGAUGAAGCCCCAGUAUUCCAUGGCUUGGACACUCUGAUAACUCAUUAUUGUAGUAACCCAGUUGGGGCUUCAUCCACCAUCCUGAGCCACCCUUGUGUAGGAAAACAACUGCCUGCUGAAGUUAGACUUCAUGGCUCUUCCAGUCUUCUUCACAGAUCCACCAGUCAAGGCAACAUAAACAUUGUGUUAGAACUACUUAAAUGUGGCUAUAAGAAAAUUGAUGAGAAAAAUAACAAUGGUCAAACUGCACUUCACAUAGCAAGUAUGAAGGGCUAUGAAGAAAUUGCAAAGAUGCUCCUAACGUCAAUGGCCUAUGUUGAAGUUCGUGAUGAGGAAGGAGUAACACCAUUACAUCUUGCUUCUAGAUACAAUAGACCUGGUAUAGUACGACUCCUUGUAGAGAAGAGCAAAGCUGAUAUCCAAAGCAGAGCUACAAAUACAGAUGCUGUUCCAUUGCAUGAAGCUGCUGAGCACGGCAAUACUGAAUGUGUGAAGACACUCUUGUCUCUCGGUGCCCCGUCAUGCCCUCGUAAUUCCAGAAUGGAAAUCCCACUUGAUCUUGCCAAGAAGAUGGGUCACAAAGAAUGCUACCAAAUUUUAGUGCAUCAUCGCCCUCCUGCUUGUUGUUACACCCUCAAGGACUAUUAUCAUGGAAGAAUUGAUCGUCACUUGGCACAGGAACGUCUUCUCGGUUCUCCAGAUGCUAAUUCAGGCCAUUUUCUUCUACGUCAAAGUACGAGAAAACAAGACAAAUAUGUGUUGACCUUGUUGUUUCAAAAUCAGUUAUAUAAUUAUGAAGUUUCUGGUAAGGGGGAGAUGUUUUACAUUGAUGAUGGCCCAUACUUUGUCUCUUUGGAGACUAUGGUAGACCAUUACAUUCGCUUUAUGGAUGGCAUGCCAAGUCAUCUAAUAAAGCCUGUCCCUCCACCUCAUCCAUUGUCAGAGGAAAUAACAAAAAACAUAACAGCAAGACAUCCACAUGUCAAUCCCAAUCUUCAUGAAAUGUUGGCCUGUGAAGACAGUGAUGGAAAUCCUAGCUCUUCUGAACAACAACCCUUGCUCUCUGCAUCAAGUCAAGAAGAUCUAAAGGCACAUCCCUCAUAUACUUUGGAGGUGCCAAGUGCACAAAAUCCUAACAUUGUUAUUACAAAAUCAGAAUCUCGACUCUCUCAAGAUUUAAUUGAUCUGCAAGAACCAGAGCGAAUGUAUGAAAGGUCAUCGAGUAGAUGCAGCAAUUGCCAACCGAAAGUACCCUCCAGGGAGUCCCUUAAAUUAGAUUUAAAGAGUUUGACCAUCACUAACAACCCAGAUACCGCCUAUGUCUGUGGUAGCAGCCCAACUAUGGAUGGAAACAGAACAGAUGAAAUCUUUGGUGAAAUUGACAUCAAACGUCUUACUGUUGGACAGUGUCUAGGAAAUGGUGAAUUUGGAUCUGUAUUAAAAGGCAUUUGGUUAAGUCCUUCUGGGGAUAAGAUUGAUGUUGCUGUAAAGACACUUCAUAAUGAUGAUAAAGUCAAUAAAAAAAACUUCCUGAAAGAAGCAGAAGUGAUGAUGAACCUCAACCAUCUGUAUAUUGUAAAAUUGGUUGGUGUCUGCCAUGGACCUCCAGUAGCUAUGGUUCAAGAAUUGAUGGCUAUGGGUUCCUUACUUGAUUUCCUUCUGGAACAUGAAAAAGAUAUAUCUGUUGAUUUUCACCUCAAACUUUGGGCUGCACAGAUUGCUGAAGGAAUGAUGUAUCUUGAGCAAAAGCAUUUUGUUCAUCGUGACCUGGCAGCACGUAAUAUCCUGUUAUCAUCUGUGACUUUGGCUAAAAUUAGUGACUUUGGUCUUUCUCGAGCUCUGGGAGUCGAUAAAGAUUAUUACACUGCAAGUGAUGGAGGAAAAUGGCCUCUGAAAUGGUAUGCUCCUGAAUCCAUUUACUAUGGCACAUUUACUCACAGUAGUGAUGUAUGGAGUUAUGGUAUAACAUUGUGGGAGAUGUACACAUUUGGUAAUCAACCGUAUGGUGAACUCCCAGGACAUAAAGUUGUAGAAAUGCUGGAGAGCAAAGAGAGACUUCCCAAACCAGAGAAAUGUCCCAAAGGAGUGUUCGACCUAAUGCUGCGAUGUUGGAAUUAUAAAGCAUCAAAGAGACCAGCUUUUGGAGAGCUAGCAGCCAUAUUUAGGACUAAGCCAGAGUAUAUAAAUAUCAAGCCAUAUUUUAAAUGAUGAACUCAUAUUUUAAGAUAACCAAUGCUUCAUUUUCUGAGAUGAGGCAUUCCUACUCCAUUGGUGCAAUGAAUUUUUAAGAGUUUAAUUUUACAAUCAUAUCUCACAAGCAGAGAAGGGCAUAAAUACAUUGAAAUGUAUUUAAAUACUAAAUACAUUAUUCUUGUAAUUUUUUCUUAAAUACAAGAUACGUUAUGGGUUGUACGGAUAUAUUUAAAUACUAAAACAAUACUUCCAAAUUGUAUUUAAAUACCUGUCAAAUGCAUUUUUAUAAUUAUAUACGAAUUUAGUUCCAAACAUUUUUAAACUGAUGUGUAUACUCCAGCCACCAGUUUCUGCUUUUCUAAUUUUAAAAACUUACUAUUAUUAUUAUUAUAAUUAUUUAUUUAUUCAUAGGCUAACUAUUGGCCAUUGCAACUACAGUAACUGAUAACUGUGUGUCUCAGAUUGGGGUAUUGGCAUAUUGCCGACUUUACUAAGACUUGUUACCGGUAAUUUGUUGUUUGGAUCAUUGUGGUAUUUAGUACUGUACCAUCAUUUCUUAGGUUUGUGCUGCAGAUUUCCCAAAUGAACUGUCAAAGUUAAAAUACUCAUAGUUGUCUGAGGACCGAGGCAGCGCUGCUACAGGCUAAUGCUUUACCUGUGUUGGUGGUGCUGCCAUAUCUGAUUGACAAUUUCGGUACAGUUAUUGUAAAAGUUUCGGAAGAAUUUUAUAACAUAUCAGCUGAAUGUAUACUGUAACUGUAUAAUAUAUUUACAAAUUUAUUUGAAAUUAAAGUAUAAUUAAAUACAUAUUUAGAUACCCGCUCAAAAAUGUAUUUAUAAAUAUUGUAUUUAAAUACAUUUAUGAGUAAUGUCAAAUAUAUUACUGCCCAUCUCUGCUCAUAGGUUAAUUGCCAAGAAUUUUAUUUGCAAAAGAUAUCUAGUCUAAGGAUCAUUGUUUUUGUUAAAAGGGGCUGCCCUUCUCUUAUUGUUGAUGUUGUUUGUUCCUUUAUACAGUACAGUGGUUUUAUGGGUCUUAUGUGUUUAAUACAAAGAUAAAAACACAACAUGUUGGACAAGUCUUGCAGUAUUUAGAGGUCGUAUCCAAAACUUGCUAGUAUCCAGAAUGAAAUGAUGCAACAUUUCAUGAUUAAAUUAUUUACUGUAUAUGAGCUCUAUACAGUAAACUUUCGAUAACUCGACACAAAUGGGACUCUGGCCUUGCUGAGUUAUCGAGGGUUUACUGUACAUAUUAUAAACGGUGAUAAAAUAAAAAACUUAAAUGUACAUCUAUUGUCUGACAAAGAUGGAUUGCUGCUCAAAUAAUGCUCCCAUUUAGAAUAUUUCUAAGGUUUUAUGUAAAUUACUUUUAUAUGCCAUGAAAGGCCAAUAAAAAUUUUCUAGUUAAA